UAUUAAGUAUGCGGAAAUCUUCGAAUAAUUCAGUGUCUUCGCUGUUGGUCUGCUCAGGCUUUGUUGCUCACCACUGCCUACACACACGCACACUUACAUACGCGAUUGAUUUACUCACCACCACUCUAAGCUCCUCUUCUGUCCUCCACAAUUACCCGCCAAAAAGGUACCCGCGGAUUGGGCGCUGUCCAUGCCAGUUUGGAGGUGGGUUUUGUCCGGGUUUUGAUUUUGGGGCAUGGAAUCCGCGGCGGAGGCGAAAUCGGAAUCUGUCGGUGAGAAGAGGCCAGCGGAGGAUUGGGAGGCCUCGCCGGCGAAGAGGGUUAGAGCUGGGAGUGAGCGGAGUUCGGCCGUCGAUGUGAAGAAGGUCGCGGAGAUGGUUUUGGUGCUGGCCGCGAUGGGGAAAAUGAGGGGAGGGAAGGGUCCCACUGAUGUCGAGAAAGAAUUGAUGGCGGAGGCUCGGAACAGGCUGGCUAAGGUGUGCGAGGGUUUUGCUCCAAAGGAGGUGUUCCCCAGGGACGCUUUUGGGAGCGUGAUUGAGGAUUUGGGACUCAAUAAACUGAAAGAUCAGAGGCUAGGGUUUCGUCCCCCCAAAAUAUCCAUUGCUGAGAAGUUGCUGGUUUCCAAGAGAAAGAUGGAAGAGGCAGAAAGUUUUUCGCUACCAUCUACUCCACAUUCAGCUCGCCCGCAGGGAAACUCUGCCUCAGUUGAUAAUCGUGCUGUUUCUCAUCCUGUUCGAAUGUCUCAGCCAGAUAAAUCCGGCCGGCUGCUGGUACCCACUGGAAAUUUCCAGUCCCCUUCACCUUUAACCCAGGGUAUAUCCCCAAGUUCUACAUCUUUGCCGUAUCAGCUACCUACUAGUGAAAUUCGACCGGUAGUUUCCAGCGCAUUGUCUUCUAGUCACUUGACUUCAACAGCAUUGCCAAGAGUUGACAAACCUCAGCUUAGAUCGGAUGGAAGGCCAAAUGGGCCUACCCAAUUAUCACACAUUCCAGCUACUUUUUCUGCUAGUGCAUCUGUGAGGACUCCAACUUGGUCACUGCAAGCCCAGGGAUUGGCUUCCAAAAGUGGAUCAGAUAAUAAGGUUCCGGCGAAUAUGUCCCUUAAGUUUGAAGGAGCUGCUGGCAUUAGAUCUGGAAUUGCCACUCAAACAACAUCAAGGACCGUUGCUCAGGCAAAAGGAGCACAACCUUCACAAGCCCCUAACAGUAUUCAGCCUCCCUCUUCGGUAAAUACCCAUGCUGAAAUUGGUAAGAUUGUCCAGAAGUUAUUACAGCCAAAGGUUCUGGAACAACCUACUUGGAAUCCACCCUCAACGGACUAUAUGAACAAGGCUUUAACUUGUCAAAUCUGCAUGUCCACAGUAACGGAAAUAGAUAGUAUUCUCAUUUGUGAUGCUUGUGAAAAAGGAUAUCACUUGAAAUGCCUCCAGGCCAGUACUUUAAAAGGAAUUCCAAGAGGGGAAUGGCAUUGUGGGAAGUGUUUGUCUACAAGCAAUGGGAAACCACUGCCUCCUAAAUAUGGUCGUGUUAUGAGAAAUGUCAACACACAAAAACUCUCUUCCAAUACACCACCUGUACCUCCCAGUUCAAGUAGAAGUAUCAAUGCUCUAAAUGAAAAGGCCAGCCAACCUAAGGUAAUAGUUAAUGGUAACACUGCAAUCGACAAAGUUCCAGGAGGUGCAGCUAAAAGUUCGGUUCACCAGACAUCCAUGCCAGAAGGAACAGAAGCUAGUAUGCAAGAGAAUUAUAAUAAUCCGAGCAUGAGUAAGAUGGACAUGGACAAUAAUAAAAUAUCUAUUGGGAGUUGUGCAGAUAGUUUGAUAGAAAGCUCCAAUUCUGCAGCCGUCGCAUCUGCAAAAACUUUGCCUGGACAAGAAGGUGUUGAUAAAGUGACUGAAUUAAAACCAAGUUCUCCUCCUGAGCUAGUCAUGGUUGCGGAUUCUUCUGACAAGUCCCAGGAAAGUGGCAAAGCUGUUGAAGCAAGUCAAUUUAAGCAACUGCUCGAAGAUCACCUUGUGAGGGAUUCCAAAGAAUCUCAUGGCGAUGAGACUACAAGUAAUCUAAACCCAUCAAAGGAACAAGGCUUGGCAUCUGAUCAACCUACAGCUACAGCCGCGGCUGCAAGUAAUGGGACUAUGAAUCCUGGGAUAUCUUCAUCAGAUGGUGUACAUGUCAUUAAGUGGGUAGAUGAUCCAAUUCAAAUUCUUGAUGAAAAAAUCUAUUAUGGAGCAUGCUGCAUCAAUGGGCAUGUCUAUAAAUUAAUGGAUCACGUUCUCAUUCGCUUCGAUAAAGAAAAACUUAUACCUUCAAAGCUACAGGCUAUGUGGGAGGAUAAAAAUACUACAACUAAGUGGGUGAUAGUGAAUCAAUGUUACUUUCCCAAUGAUUUGCCUGAGGCUGUUGGGCGCCCAUGUGGCCUGGAAAGCAGCGAGGUCUAUGAGUCUACUCGUGGAAGAGCAUUGAUGGCUGGCUUAAUAGAAGGCCCUUGUGAAGUCCUUACCCCGAGAAGAUUUGCAGAGGAAACUGAAAGGAGGGCUCAAUUGGGGAAACAAUCUAAUGAUCAUUUGCCUCCACUUUAUCUCUGCAAGUGGAUAUACGAUGAAGUAAAAGGGCUCUUUCGAGAUAUUUCAUGUUGAAGUCCAGGAAAACUUCAGGUGAGAAAAUCCGACCACCCUUAUUGGCGAAAUGGAUGUCGGCCGAUAAAUGUUGGGCUAGUUUUAGAUGAGGUGGUGGAUUGAUUGAUUGAUUACUCUAUUAUAUAGACAAAGUAGAAAUUGUUUGCAAAAUGAAGCUUGUUGAAAGUGAAGCAGGAAUGUUUAAGUGCAGUUUUGUGUACACUAUGUAGCUCUAAUUGUAGCUUGUAUCAUUCAAUUCCUUAGAAUUGAGAGGGAUGGCCUUUUCUCUGUCAGCCACUACUUUUAGUCCUUCCUCUUGACAAAUUAUACUCUUAUAUUUGCUUAGUUGUUGAAUGUACAUGACUAGUAGUAAUGCCCUUCA
Andrographis paniculata is the source of this 2996-nucleotide messenger RNA. RefSeq lists its product as uncharacterized. The coding region runs from base 236 to 2635 and encodes 799 amino acids. Gene Ontology annotation, molecular function: chromatin binding. The transcript has 7 exons. Lineage: Eukaryota; Viridiplantae; Streptophyta; Magnoliopsida; Lamiales; Acanthaceae. The record is from RefSeq and is a predicted model, not a curated record.